CAGUCCGGAUUCAGACAUUUUUUUUUCCCCUUUCCUCAAAUGCAGUUCGCUUCUCUGCUACAGAUUGAGUUGCAGCGAGGGACCUUGGGAAACUGGAGCAGGAUGAGAGAUUGCAGGGGAGCCGGACACAAGGCUAGCCAGUGAGGAAGUGCUCCCAAUACCAACACCAUCUCCUCACCCCCCUACUACUUUCCUCUCACUCCCCCAACAGCACGCCACAGGCUCGGAGUCGCUUUCUGGGCUGCAACCUUCGCUUUUACAACUAUAUCGGGAAGCUUUUAAAAAGAGAACGACUCACAAUGGAACUGAGUAAAUAAGCUGAGCGAUUCAGGAAAGGAGCAGCGUUGGGUAGUGUUUGUUUCUGCCUCUGCUCUCUAUUCCCACCCCUCCAGACACAAGGCAAGGAGAAGGAGGUGGUGGAUUAUUUUAAAAUAUAUGUAUAUAUUUUUUUCAAGCGAUUUCAAAGCGUGAACCUAACACCAGAGUGUGACUUGGAGAGAUUCCCGGAUAUCUCUCUCUCUCUGUCACACAUACACACAUACACACCUCCCAGAAAGCUGUGACCGAGCGAGUGAGGGAAGAGUAAGCAGCCUCCGGGACUGACGAGCGGGGCUACUGCUGCGAACUGGAGCCGAAGGACAGGAUGUCAUCUCAAGCAAAAUUCAAAAAGGACAAAGAAAUCACCACGGAAUACGAGACCCAGGUCAAAGAAAUCCGAGCCCAGUUGGCGGAGCAGCUCAAGUGCCUGGAGCAGCAGUCGGAAUCCCGCCUCCAGCUUCUUCAGGAUCUGCAGGAAUUUUUCCGCAGGAAGGCAGAGAUUGAGGUGGAGUACUCACGGAGCCUGGACAAACUGGCAGAAAGAUUUGCAGCGAAGAUCCGCAGCUCCAAGGAGCACCAGCAAUUCAGGAAAGAGCAACAUCUCCUCUCCCCAGUGAACUGCUGGUACCUGGUCCUCAACCAAACCCGUCGAGAGAGCAAGGACCAUGCCACACUAAAUGAUAUCUACACAAACAACAUCAUUGUCCGCCUAAUGCAGAUCAGUGAAGAUGUGAUCCGGCUCUUCAAAAAGAGUAAAGAAAUUGGCCAACAGAUGCAUGAGGAGCUGCUAAAGGUCACCAAUGAGCUGUACACUGUCAUGAAGACGUACCACAUGUACCAUGCGGAGAGCAUCAGUGCGGAGAGCAAGCUGAAGGAGGCAGAGAAGCAGGAAGAGAAGCAGUUCAGCAAAUCGGGAGAUAUCAGCGUGAACCUGCUCCGACAUGAGGACAGGCCGCAGCGUCGCAGCUCCGUCAGGAAGAUCGAGAAGAUGAAGGAGAAGCGUCAAGCCAAGUAUUCGGAAAACAAGCUGAAGUGCACCAAAGCCAGAAACGACUACCUGCUUAACCUAGCAGCGACAAAUGCUGCAGUGGCCAAAUACUACAUCCACGAUGUCUCGGACCUGAUUGAUUGCUCUGAUUUGGGAUUCCAUGCCAGCCUGGCCCGCACAUUCAGGACCUUCCUGUCAGCAGAAUAUAACCUGGAGACGUCUCGACACGAGGGGCUGGAUAUCAUUGAGAAUGCUGUAGACAACCUGGACGCCCGGAGUGACAAGCACAAGGUCAUGGACAUGUACAACCAGAUCUUCUGCCCGCCCACCAGGUUUGAAUUCCAGCCGCACAUGGGCGAUGAGGUCUGUCAGGUGAGUGCACAGCAGCCAGUGCAAACGGAGCUUCUCAUGAGGUACCACCAGCUGCAAUCCCGCCUGGCCACCCUCAAGAUCGAGAACGAAGAGGUCAGGAAGACAUUGGACGCAACCAUGCAAACCCUGCAGGACAUGCUAACAGUAGAGGACUUUGACGUGUCUGAUGCGUUCCAUCACAGCCGAUCCACCGAGUCAGUCAAAUCUGUUGCCUCCGAGACCUACAUGAGCAAACUUAACAUCGCCAAGAGGCGAGCCAACCAGCAGGAGACUGAGAUAUUCUACUUCACGAAAUUUAAGGAAUACUUGAAUGGAAGUAACCUGAUCACAAAGCUGCAAGCCAAGCACGACCUAUUAAAGCAAACACUAGGGGAAGGUGAGAAGGCUGAAUGUGGGACUUCAAGGCCCCCAUCGCUUCCCCCUAAGCCACAGAAAAUGAGGAAGCCUAGGCCUCGCUCACAGUAUAAUCAUAAAUUGUUUAAUGGCGAUAUGGAGACAUUCAUACAGGAUUCUGGACAACCCAUCCCACUAGUGGUGGAGAGCUGCAUUCGGUUCAUCAAUCUCUAUGGCUUACAACAGCAGGGCAUUUUCCGUGUUCCAGGCUCUCAGAGUGAAGUCAAUGACAUCAAGAAUGCUUUUGAGAGAGGUGAGGACCCCCUCGUGGAUGAUCGCAAUGAGCAUGACAUCAACUCAGUCGCUGGGGUCCUGAAGCUGUACUUCCGUGGCCUGGAAAACCCACUCUUCCCCAAGGAGAGGUUCCUGGAUUUAAUCUGCUCUAUCAAGAUCGAGAGUGCCAUUGAGAGGACUCACCACCUCCAGCAGAUCAUAGUGACCCUCUCACGGACAGUCAUCAUCGUGAUGCGAUAUCUCUUUGCCUUCCUCAACCAUCUGUCCCAGUACAGUGAUGAGAACAUGAUGGACCCCUAUAACCUGGCCAUCUGCUUCGGCCCCACCUUGAUGCCAAUCCCUGACGGCCAAGACCCCGUCUCCUGCCAGGCACACGUCAACGAGGUCAUCAAAAGUAUCAUUGUGAACCACGAGGGGAUAUUCCCAAGUCACAAGGAGCUGGAAGGACCGGUGUACGAGAAGUGUAUGACAGGAGGCGAGGAAUACUGUGACAGUCCUCACAGCGAGCCUGGUGCCAUUGAUGAAGUAGACCAUGACAAUGGCACUGAACCCCACACCAGUGACGACGAAAUGGAGCAGAUCGAAGCCAUCGCUAAGUUUGACUAUGUCGGCCGAUCGCCCCGGGAGUUGUCGUUUAAGAAAGGAGCAUCACUACUGCUGUACCACCGGGCAUCCGAGGAUUGGUGGGAAGGACGGCACAAUGGAUUGGAUGGUCUAAUACCCCAUCAGUACAUAGUGGUACAGGACAUGGACGAUGCCUUCUCGGACAGCCUGAGCCAGAAGGCAGACAGUGAGGCCAGCAGUGGCCCGCUUCUGGAUGACAAGGCCUCUUCGAAGAAUGACCUCCAGUCCCCAUCCGACCACUUGCCAGAGUUUUCCUUCGGUGGAAUCCUGGGCAGGGUACGGUUGAGGUCUGAUGGCGCUGCGAUUCAGCGACGUCGCAGUGGUGGGGAUGCUCACAGUCCAGUCAGAGGAUCAGGGCCGGCCAUCGACACACCUCCCCGGGCCGCAGCAUGCCCCAGCAGCCCCCACAAGAUCACCGUCAACCGGGGCCGGAUGGAGAGCCCGGAGAAAAGGCGCCUGGCCACCUUCGGGAGUGCCGGCAGCAUCAAUUAUCCCGACCGGAAGAACCUCGGAGACUGUCAACCCGUGAGGCAGACGUCUGCAUCCACUCGCCACAGCAGUCUCGGAGAUCACAAGGCCCUGGAGACGGAAGCACUGGCUGAGGCUCUCGUGAAUGAAAAGGGAUCAGAACCAACCAUCACAUGAAUGGAACGCGAUGCUUAGGGGAGCAGUGAGAAGUUUUGAGAGACAACUGAUGACUUUUAGACAUGGGUUCUGUACAAAAAUGUAAUGCACUUUCGCGAACUAAAGGCUGUGGAAGAGAGGGCAGUCCAUUGCAUCUUUUAGGAUUGUCAGAUAUUGCCAACCUAUUGUGACAAAGCAAGGCCAGACCCCAUCAUAUGCAGCAGCCAGGGCAAGCAGGAAGAGUACAUAACAUGUGUAAGGACUGGCACGUGUGGAAUGAAACUUGUCAGCAGGUUGAACUAAACCCAGCACCCAUCUUCCCGAUUCGCCCUAGACCUGAAUAUGAUUAGGCUUCUGGCUUCCAAAGGCGGCCAACUGAGGUGUUGGUAGGAGAUCUAAGCAAUGGUUAGUGAGGCAUUAUAGCCACCAUCCAAACAGCAGAGUGUGAGCCUGAGAGAGGACACAAAGCCUGGUCCCCAUGUUCACCCUGCUGCCACUGGCCAAAGAAUCUCAACGUUGCCUCAGAAACCUAGAAGAGGUGCAUCCAUGCUCUCACUCUUGUCUGACCACUCACUGUGCUACUGGGAUCCUGUGCUACCAAAACCCACCAAGUAUUGAGUCUGUGGGUGAAACGUCACAGUGGAUCUUGCCAAGUAAAUAUGUUCAUAAACCUUUCAUCAUCCAUCCAGUCAUUCCACCUCCAACUCUCCCUUGCCUCCACAUAGCCACCUUCAAGUGCUUAAAGGAUUGAGAUUCUUAGUGCUGUUCCUAUCUGCACCAUGUAGAAUAAGCACCCAAUUAGAUGCAGACUCUAGGUCACCAGAUUGAAUAAAUGAUUCUUAACUACUGGCCAAAUGGCACUUUCUCCCUGUUUAUAACACAAACUGUUAUGAAAACAGUCAAAUGGCUUAAUGAUUACUCUCCACUAGAUUUUUUUUUCUUCGUAGCAUCCAAGACAUGAAUCCUAUUGUCUAAAAACUCCUGAAGGGUUGGCAUCCCAACACUGUUCCCACUCCCUAGAAUCAGCCUCAUAUGGGUUUGGGGGGGUGCGGGGGGAGCAGGGUUGCUGUUGGUGGAGGCCUCUCUACAAGGUACACUGGCUACCGCAUGUUAUCAUGUACCUUGUCCUGUAUAUUCUGUACUCAAUAAAUGUAAAUGCUUGAUAAACUGCUUGUAACCAAAAGACAUGCAAUAAAAUUUGU
Messenger RNA from Hemiscyllium ocellatum (epaulette shark), 4755 nucleotides. RefSeq names its product SLIT-ROBO Rho GTPase activating protein 3 (gene srgap3). Bases 644 to 3574 code for a protein of 976 amino acids. Gene Ontology annotation, cellular component: cytoplasm. Gene Ontology annotation, molecular function: protein binding. NCBI's taxonomy places the organism in Eukaryota, Metazoa, Chordata, Chondrichthyes, Orectolobiformes, Hemiscylliidae. Gene Ontology annotation, biological process: signal transduction; negative regulation of cell migration. The transcript has 22 exons. The record is from RefSeq and is a predicted model, not a curated record.